This is a messenger RNA of Coprinopsis cinerea okayama7#130, 1404 nucleotides long. RefSeq lists its product as hypothetical. The coding region runs from base 1 to 1404 and encodes 467 amino acids. Lineage: Eukaryota; Fungi; Basidiomycota; Agaricomycetes; Agaricales; Psathyrellaceae. The transcript has a single exon. The record is from RefSeq and is a predicted model, not a curated record.
AUGGACGUAAACAAGUAUUUCGAAGGAGACAUUACAAACUCGAAGUUCUUGGAGUACGCGCGACGCGUCAAGACCAUUGUCAUUCCGCCAUACAAGGAGAAAAUUUCCUACUCCAACCAAGUCUUUACAAGGCUCGCAACGCAACUCGGUGGGCGUCCGAUGCUUCCGCAGCUUGUUCGUCUUCGCAUCGAAGAUGUCGACGCGACAGGUUUAUGCCUCUUUCCUCUCCUCGCAUCGCCCACUGUGAAAGCCAUCGAAUUUUGUCGAGAGUCACUCUCUCGACCACACCUGUACCGAUCGGUUUUUCCCACGAUGACAACGGAUCUACCGGGGCUCAAAAGCAUCGUGUUGGUACACGACACCGCUACAUUUAAUUUGGGCCACAAGAUUCCAAGCAUGCUUCUCGAAAUCACAACCAUCCAGCGACUUCACUUCGAUCUACCAGGAACGUACCUUAACCCCGAUUUCCUGGUGGAGAUGGGCAAGAGGUUCAGACAUCUUGUCGAGCUCUCUUUAAACAUCAGCUUUCAUUCUGGAUCUUCUUGUCCGCGACCUGGAGCGACCGUCGAUCAGGACGGACUUUUCCCCGCGAUGUCGUCCCUCCACCUCACCGUUCGGGACGGCGCGAGCUGUCAUUUCAAACCGGGAUCCACACCAUUCUUAGAGUUAUGCCUUGGAUUUCCUCCCUCAUUUCUGUCGAGGUUGACCUCCUUGACCGUAUACAUUCCCAGCCACGUUACGCCAAGCAGCCUCGUCGGGCUCAAGGAGGUAUUCAGUCAGUCACCUUCCUUGCGACGAAUAGAACUACGGCAGGAUCCAGGGGUUGAUAUCCACCUCACAUUUGACGUGGUCCAGUCGAUCCUCAGCAUUGCAAGUAUAGCAGAGGUCAUACUGGACGUCCCCUCCCUCAGUCUCAGUCUUGGUUGGGGCGAAAGUGCCGACAGCAAAAUCAGCAAACUCAUCGACGCUGCUUACAGCUCAUCAAGAACGGCGCCCUUGCGGAAGCUGAUCUUUCCUCACGGUAUGAAUAAAACGUGCACUCUUCGACUCUUGAAGUAUAUUUCGCAGAAGGCUGUGGGCCUGGAGCACUUAUCCGUUCCGCUCCAUUCCAGCGCCUGGUCUCUUUCAAACCACUGGGAGACCGACCUCGUAUCCACCAGCACCAUUCGACAUUUGGAAAUCAGCGACACGCGAUCGACUGGAACCGGGCUUUCGUUUGAGGAACACGACAAUAUCGCACGGUACCUCGACCGCGUUUGCCCCAAUUUGAUGACGCUGGCGCCACGCGUCAAUUCUAGGGGCCAAGGUUCAAAUCACCAGGGAAGCUGGAAGUUUGUUGAUAGGUUGAGGAAGAAAGAGAAGGCCAUUCGUGUUUACGGGGGUCCAAAUGUCGCACUUUACUAG